GAUAAAAGGAAACAGACGAGUUAUCCAUGCAAUUGGGAUGAUGAUGAAACAAGAUGUGGUGGCUGAAGCGGCGAAGACGACGAGAUCUGGUUUUGAAUCAGUGAGAAAGGGAAAAGAAGAAGAAAUGGAAAAAGGGAAGGAAACUAAGCCUCUGUUUGGCUGUUUGGUGGAAACAAGAGUUCUUCAGAAGAAUCAGAAGGAAGUUAUGGAAUCAGCAAUACCAAGUUGGCAAUCUAUGCAGAAUUAUGACUAUCAUAGGUGUGGGCGUAUCUGGUUUUGCUGGUCAGGAGAAGAGGUGUCGCCACCACUUUAUCACUGUCGAGCUGCCCUCUAUAAGUUCUAUAAGCAGCUAAAGCUACUCAAAUACGGUCUUCAGGCACUUAACAAGACGCACUAUGGGGAUAUACCGAUUCAAACAAAAGCGGCAUAUGAGGUGCUAUGCAUUAGCCAAAACCAGGUGCUACUGAACCCAACUGCGGACACAAUGCUCGCAGUCUCAAGGGCAUCUGAUCGUUGGCAUCAUCUGGCAUAUGUAGAAGAGAGGUUCUUUCAGCAGAAGUCUUGUGUAAAAUGGUUAACAGUGGGGGACCAUAAUACAAUAGCCUUACAUCAGGUAGCAGCAGGUAGAGUGGCUCGAAACUCAAUCAAAACUUUGGAAAGAGAAGAAGGAGUAGUGUUUACCAAUAUGACGGAUGUAAAGCGAGAAGCAGCAUCGCAUUUCCAAAUAUUCCUCCAAAGUCAGCCUUUGAACACAUCAGAUAUCUCUAUGGACCUCCUCAGGGACCUCCUUCGAUAUCGAUGUUCAGAUAUGGGAUGUUUGAUGGACCUAACAGGGGAGGGAGGUACUCGGAUAUUUGAGGCUACUGCUGCUGAAGCAGCAACUGAUUCUAGUUGGAGGAUUAGGAGGCUUAGAAGUCGGCACUACUCGAAACUAACAAAUAAGAUACUAGCUCAACAUAUCCCUUGUUCGAAUGCAGGUUCUGAUAUCGUGUUAUGGUGGAAUGAUGAAGGGAUAUCUUCAAGCACUUGGCAACAAAUCCGUCCCCGCGAGAAUGAGGUCUCUUGGCAUAGGGUUGUGCCUAGACAAUCUUUCAUCACUUUGUUAUCAGUACGAAACAGACUACGUACAAGGGAUCACAUGAGAGCACUGGGGAUGACACAAAGUUGUGUCUUCUGCGGCGAGCUGGAUGAGACCAGAAACCACUUGGUCCAUGCAUGCCCUUAUACCUUCACAGUGUGGUUGACAUUAGCAAGGAAGAUACUCGAAAGUGCAGCAUCGCCAGAUUGGGAUGAUACAUUGAGCCAUCUAACUCAGGUUAACCAUGGAUUCCUUGAUACUAUUCUACUAAAGAUGCGGAAUGCCCGAAUUCAUGGAGCCAGGUACAACACGCACCAACAGAUGGCCCGAAUGAUAGACAAAGCUAUUCCAACGGAUAUCCUCCUUAAAGUACACUUUCCCGCA
Messenger RNA from Thlaspi arvense, 1462 nucleotides. The record is from the annotation of a GenBank genome assembly. Lineage: Eukaryota; Viridiplantae; Streptophyta; Magnoliopsida; Brassicales; Brassicaceae.